Messenger RNA from Aureobasidium vineae, 759 nucleotides. The record is from the annotation of a GenBank genome assembly. NCBI's taxonomy places the organism in Eukaryota, Fungi, Ascomycota, Dothideomycetes, Dothideales, Saccotheciaceae.
AUGUCCACUCAACAACUGCAGAUUCCGACAGUAACAGAGGUGAGUGUUACCAAAUCAACCAAAGUCGUAGCUAGAACUAAUCGAUGCAGNGGUGACUUGCGACUCUUCCACGACAAACACUUUUCUUCCCUGAGCUCUGGAUCCUCCAACAGGCACUAUGACGCUCAAGUAGAAGUCGAGGAGAAGACCGAUGAUGACGAUCUCGGCUACUAUCCUGACGGCGUCAAGCGCACACUCACCGAUGACCAAAUUGCCAUGUUCAGACACAGUGAAAUCCAAACUCUUCUGCGAGAGCGAAGGAGAAAGCGCGAGAACGAAGAAGGCGAAACUAGCCACGCCGCGCCUAGCAAAUUUACUCAGCCGGUAGGUGACAUCAGCCCACCGAACCCAGCCGACGACACCGUCAGGCAGCGUUCUGCAAGCACCUCGGGCUCCCAAGGCGUAGGCAAGCGGAAAUGGCAAAGGUUCAUCGAGACGUCCGAAACAAAUCCAGAGUACCUGACUCACCGCAGAAUUGCCCGCGAGUUGGAUGAGCAAAAGGCAAGUUCCAUCGACUUGGCAUAUGGUGAUGAAGAAGAAUCUACUUCUACGACUAUCGAGAAGCAACUCGAGGCCGGCUUCGGCGCACAGGGCCGUCGAAAGCAAGUCGUAUAUGGUAACUCGGAUGAGUCUGUGCCAGCACAACCACCCUCACAAGGCUCUCACAAUCCAAAAUUCAUGUGGCCGACACUAGGAGCGAAGGAUAGCUCGGGAGAUUGA